GCACAAUCUCCCUGUGCUCAAUGACUACGUCAAACACAAAAGACGGGCUCUUCACGAGCUACGACGCCGAGUACUGGAACACCUACCUAGACGCUCGUCCAACGUACUCGCCCAACUUCUACAACCUUAUAUUCCAACACCACGCCCAAAAAGGCAAUAACAGCUGGACACUGGCGCAUGACGUGGGUACUGGACCUGGAAACGUAGCGGCCGUGCUCGCGGAGCGCUUCGAACGGGUCAUCGCCACAGACGCGAGUCCUGACCAUGUCAACGCCGCACGACAGCGCCAGCAACAAACAGACAAGAUCAGCUUUUCGGAAUGCAAAGGCGAGGACCUAGCUCACGCGGGGCUAUCACCACCACGCACCGCCGACCUCGUCGCGAACGCGGAAGCGAUCCCGCUUAUGGACGCUGAGGAAGCCAUCGGGUGCUUCGCAGAGCUACUGGCGCCCGGUGGAACAUGUGCAGUGUGGUUCUACGGGCGGCCGACGUUCGCUGGGCCCGACUCCACAGUGAACGAGGCAUGCCAGCGCAUCUUUUACUGCAUCUCCACGCGGCUACUGAACAAAAUAGGCGGCGUGAGCGGGCCGUUUUGGGAGCGUUCUACACGCACUAUUGCCUCGCAGCUGGAUAACGUUGCGUUUCCUGCUGCGCAGUGGCGUGAUGUGGUUAGGUAUAAGUGGAAUUGUGAGCAGGCUACUAUGCUAUUUCAUGAUGAGAGUCAGUUUGGAGGGCCGGUUGAGCGGGUGAACUGUGUUGGGCCUACCGAAGAGGUUGUCUCGAAGACGGACCCUGGGUUUUGGCAGAUGCAGUGGGGUGCUGCUGAGGUGCGUAGGUGGUUUGAGGCUCAUUUGCCGACCUGGUUUGAGGAUAAGGCUCAAGAUCUGGAGCUGGAGGGCUGGUAUGAGGAGUUGGAUCGUGUUAUGGGAGGCGGUUCUCUGCCGGUGGCGUGGCCCGUGGUUUUGCUCCUCGCGACGAGAGUGUAGUGUGUGUCUUGCGUCGAGUUUGGCAAUACAGUAUUUGAC
Molecule: messenger RNA, 1025 nt
Organism: Aspergillus campestris IBT 28561
Lineage: Eukaryota; Fungi; Ascomycota; Eurotiomycetes; Eurotiales; Aspergillaceae
Product: class I SAM-dependent methyltransferase
Exons: 1
Coding region: 21-986 (321 amino acids)
Source: RefSeq, a predicted model, not a curated record